This is a messenger RNA of Paramuricea clavata, 2473 nucleotides long. Lineage: Eukaryota; Metazoa; Cnidaria; Anthozoa; Malacalcyonacea; Plexauridae. The record is from the annotation of a GenBank genome assembly.
UACUUGUUUGCACCCUUUUUCCCGUUUUUAGCAUUAUUGAGAGAUCUUCGCGAUCAAUGGACAGUACAACGCCAACAGAAUCAUGGGUUUUCCUCUGUCGCAUGCGAUAUGACUAUUGAACAAACCUUAAAUAGAGAUUCAAAAACAAAAGGAGGUAAGAAUAAAUUCAUUUACAGUUCGCCAGUGGUAACUGUACCCACUCUUAAGAGUACAUAUUCUUAAUAUUUCAGGAAUGGUUGGAAUAACGUUAAACAGGGGUGCUAUGCAACGAUGGAUUAUUGCUCAAUCUGAUAGGUCUGCUAUCACAGGAGAGUGUAUGAAAAUGGCCGGCACUGAUCCAACUAAAAGGUAUAUAAUGCAAAAUAACUUUUACUAUUAACAAGUACAUGACUAUUUUUAUUUAAUCACAAAAUUUACAGGCAUACCAAUACCAUAACUUCGUACAAUAAUUGCUUGCUACCUCCGAGCACAUAAGUAACAAUUUCGUUAUUAUUUAAACUUAAAAUUUAUAGAAAAAGAAAGGAAUUAGACAUGCCACAAAGAACUCGCCAUGAGAAAGAUGUAUUGACUAUAGUAAACACGCUUCAGAACAUGGUAAAUCCUUUUGAAACUGAUACUGAAAUAACAGAUAUGAUUCACUUGUCAAGUGGACUAGUAGCUACACCAGAUGUAAAGGCAGACUUACUAAGAACACAACAACGAGGAGAAGAAUGCGUGACUGCUUUUCUAAAAGACAGGUUGCUAGUUUCAGAGCCUGAUAUCUUCUCAACGAUUCCUAAGCUGAAAUUGAAAACCUUUUCGUCAAUGGCUAAGAAAGUUAAAGUUAGUUCGGCAAAAGGUGUGGAAGCCACCAUUAAGAAUAACUGUAACUUGUUCGCUCGAAUGCUCUUGCUGGCGCAAAGUAGAAAUGUGGACAUGAAGGAAUUGCUCACUUAUUCUUUGGGUCCAUUUCCUUUAUCUCUUUCAACCGAGAUGGGCACCUUGCACAAGACCCAGAAAAGCAAACUGAUGACGUCAAUCGAAUCAAGUGUCCAAAAUCACACAGUCGACAAUGUUCCGGAGGGAAACGCAAUCAUUCUUGAUGGAAUGGCACUCAUUCAAGCUACAAAGAAGCUACCUUCAUCGUUUGGAGAAUUUGCAGAGCAAUUGUUUUCAAGGGUGAUAAAGCUGGCAAUUUAUCACAAAUCUUCACGUGUUGAUUUUGUGGUAGACAGAUAUCCUGAUGUGAGCAUUAAAAACCUCGAAAGGAACAUUCGGGCAAGUGGUGGAUUAGCAGUAAUCAAUAUAUAUGGAGCUGACCAGAAACUACCAGCACAAUGGGGCAAGUUUCUUAAGCAUGGUCGAAACAAAGAAGCACUCAUUCGGUUUUUGUUUGAACAGUGGUGUACAUACACAUCGAUGAUGUUUAGUGGUAUUGUGGUCUACGUUUGCCAUGAUGACAAGUGCCAUAGCCUUAAGCCAGGACUUGACAAUGCACCUAAUAUUAUUCGAGAAAUAGCAACAUUAUCUUGCGAUCACGAAGAAGCCGACACUAGAAUGCUACUUCAUGCAAAUCAUGCAUCUCAGUCACAUGGAAGUAUUGUGAUAAAGAGCCCGGAUACGGACGUGUUCAUUAUUAUACUUUAUUUUUGCCAUAUUCUCCAAUGCGAACUAUUUUUUGAGACUGGUGCGAAUGAGAAAACUCGGAUCAUAGACGUCAGAUGUGUUCAACAGCAGAUUGGUGAGAAAGAAGGCAAAGCAUUAAUUGGAUUUCACGCAUAUACUGGUAAGCAAUAACUAGCUACAUUAUAUUAAUAAUUAGGAUGCCGUUUCGUUAAUGAUUUAGCUAAAAGUGAGGUAGUUUGUAAGAACACAACAGCUUGUGCAUCACUGGAUCAAUGACGAAACAGCUCUCGACACAUUUGUGCGUCUUGGUGAGGACUUUGACGUUGAUGAAUCCAUUCAGGAAAACCUUGAGUCACUCACAUGCAUGCUAUAUGGGGCUAAGGAUACCACAUCUGUGAAUAAAGCAAGAUAUGACAUGUUUAGGAUGGGUAAAUUCUCUGAUGCAGCAUUGCCUCCAAAUGAGGAUUGUCUUGUACAACACAUCCAGCGAGCAAAUUACCAGGCCGCAAUAUGGAAAAGAGCAACAACUCCAACAAUUGACGCGCCUUUACCAACUGAUCAUGGAUGGAAGAUUGAUGAAGAAGGAAAUAUUGAUGUGGUGUGGAUGACAAAGAAAUGUGCUCCUGAUGUACUGCUCAAAGAUUGCAACUGCAAAUGUAAAACCGGCUGUUCAACCCUAAGAUGCUCAUGUAAAAAGGCCAACAACCAGUGUAAUGAAAUGUGCCAGUGUGUUGGAUGCACAAAUUGUCCACACGAGUCCAGCGAAAGCGGUAGCCUUGAAGAUGAUUCAGAAGAUGAUCUGGGUAGUGAAUAUGGAGGAAGAAAACUUGUAGUAUUGUAUAGCACAACACCGAUGCAACACAGCUGA